Molecule: messenger RNA, 1038 nt
Organism: Effrenium voratum
Lineage: Eukaryota; Dinophyceae; Suessiales; Symbiodiniaceae
Source: the annotation of a GenBank genome assembly
AUGCGGCUAGCUUACCAAGAGGCGGUGGGGAAAUCGGAGUUGCCAAGUUGGCGCUGCUUCGAAGUGGAUGAGACUUGCUGCAAGGCGUAUUGUGAGCUCUACGGCUCCAAAUAUGUGACAGGGGUGCAAAGAGGCGAGUUGUGGCGCUCGAGCGCCAGAGCUCGCGACGAGCUGUGGCGCUGCUCCAUCGACAGACUGCCGGACGCGGCCUUCGAAGGGGGCGAUCUGUGGCUGAUGAGCCCGCCGUGUCAGCCCUUCACCCGCAGCGGCAAGAGGCGAGAUCUUGCGGAUCCGCGGUGCCGGGCGCUGAUUCGCUUGCUCGAAGCACUGCCGGCGCUUGCUGAGCCUCCGAAAGCCCUGCUCUUGGAGAACGUCCCGGAAUUCCAACACUCCCGGGCAUAUGACCGCCUGAUCUCGAGCCUGAGGAAGCUUGGAUACGCCACCGAGGAUCACAUGUUGAGCCCCGUGGACUUUGGAUUUCCAAACACUAGGACCCGGUUCUAUGUGAUCGCCGUGGCUGGCAACGAGGCAGCGGAGCUCCCCGAGCUCCAGUCGGACGCUGCACUGCGCCCUGUGGGCAGCUUUUUGUGCGCGGAGGUGGAAGAGGAAGCACUGCAGGUACCAAAGCAGCUCCUCGAGCAAGCCUACGCCAAAAACUACACCCUGGACCUCGCGGACAACACGUCUCUGGCGACAAAGACCUUUACCGCCGCCUAUGGGAAGCCAGACUACGGUGGGACCGGACUAAGCGUGACGGGGCCCUUGCUGAUGCAGGCUUCGGCGGCUCAACCCCGGUUUCAGCAUUUGGAGCCGUCUCAGUGGCAGCAGGUCCGCUACUUCUCACCCAAAGAGGUGGCCGGUCUCAUGGGUUUCCCCGCGGGCUGGCAGCUUCCUGGCGAGCUUCCGCUGCGCACGCAGUGGCGGCUGCUGGGGAACUCCAUCAACGUGACCGUGGUGUCGCACCUAGUGAGCCGUUUGCUGCAGUGGCAGGCGAUUGGCUCAAAGGAAGCGGUCGACAAAAGCAGACCGCUCCGUUGA